CUCUGCAACACCACACUGCCCUAAUCUGAGCUGCCACACCUGCCAAAGUUUCGACUGAGAGCAACAAUUGCUGACCGGUCCACCAGUCCAGAUUUAUUCAAACCCACCCCAGAUGGCACUUCGAUAUAGCAGACAGACACGACAUUCACAACCUCAUGCACUAAGUAUUCCUGAUCGCCCAUACCACUACGAUCAAUCCGAAGAGGAAAUACGCACAACCCAAGAAAAUAUAAGCACGCAAGACGAUGGCAACAUGGAUAUCGACGACGAAUACGGAGGUGUUUGCCUCGAUCUUGGUGAGGAAGUGGGGCCUAUAAAGAUUUCAGCGAACGAAUCCAUUAAGGAAGUUCUCGCAAUAGCACCGAUUCGUUCCGAUCUCCGGAAUAUGAUUUUGCAGCACGCUUCGAACAUGAUGGUUCCGUGGCAACGGCCAGAGCAAUUGUUGAGAGGUAUUACCGCUCUGCCUGGAAUCCACUCUUGUAGUGACCUACUAUUUCUCGAGAAUCGGGCCGGAAAUGUAGAGUCCGUCACAGUAAUAUCUCCCUCAGCACUCGCAUUUAAGCUCUCUUGCAUGAAUAUUCAUCCGAGUAGUCGGUAUAUCACAUCCGUCGCUCCGGUAAAUCACUCUAACCUAUUUGGGUGGGUUCGAUAUGCAGGAGUCUCAGUCGACCAUCUCAAGGUCCAUAUUGUCGGCGCUGAGCUUUGGAAUCGGUAUAAAUACGCUGCCGGAAUUUGGGGCUACCGAGCUCUUCCGAUCAUCGCUCUUAUGGCAUCCCUCAUCGCUUGUAGGACCUCAAUAAGAUCCAAGAUCACCCUCGACGGCCUACGUGUCUUCCGCGAUGUGUUCGCUAACAUGUGGGAAAAUAUGCCGUUGAGAACGCCGAUCACUGGCCACAACCCGCUGUUGGAUCUGCUGUGCAGUUAUCCAUUCCCUGAGUUGAUGCCACAGCUUCGGGAGACGUAUGUUGAUAGCACAGGAGCCUUCCGCAGUCAACCGAGGGAGGGAAAUAUGUUCGGAAUGCGAACCCCAAUCCAAUGGCAAACGCAGAUUAUGAGGGCACGGCACGGAAUGCAUUCGCCAAAGUGGGGCUUUGUGGUUUGA
Lindgomyces ingoldianus is the source of this 1102-nucleotide messenger RNA. RefSeq lists its product as uncharacterized. The transcript is spliced from 2 exons. The record is from RefSeq and is a predicted model, not a curated record. Bases 113 to 1102 code for a protein of 329 amino acids. Lineage: Eukaryota; Fungi; Ascomycota; Dothideomycetes; Pleosporales; Lindgomycetaceae.